AAACUUUAGCGGCCUCCUCCCCAACCAAUCAUGCAGGCGCCCAGCUAAUAGUGAUGGCCAUGCGACUCAUAUGGGUAGGACCUGCCUAGCUGCUGCUCAUUUUGGACCCAGAAGAAGAAGAAGAAAAAAACAGUAACACUUCUUGCAAGCCAUGAGUGACAGCUCUGCCACGUGUACGCGAUCUGAUCUCAGGAGCAGGUCAUCAAAGUGCGUAUAGCAUGUUCUUCAUGUAAAGUUAUUUUUUUUUUAAUAAUGAAGGUCUUCUUUCAUGUAAUUUUACGAGGAGAAAAUGGUGUCCAUGAUAGAUUUCACUGUAGCUUGGAUAAGGGCUUCUCCACUGUUGAUUCCUCUGAAUCCAUCCAUGCUUUUAUUUGGUACUGUUCUGCAGCUUGAAGUUUGCAGACACCAGGUGAUCAGUGCAUGUUCAGCCACUUCAGGGGCAAAAAAAAAAAACUCCCAUUUCUGUUGCUGAACAUUUCCUCCCCUUUUUUUGUGUGUGUGAGCAUGGUCUUUAUCCAAGGAGAUGUUUGAGUGGCCGGUUGUCUUCUAACAAUUCGAGUUCCUGCCCUAUUGCGGUGUCCGUCGGUAUCUACACCAAAUUCACAUGGGUGCGUGUUCAUAUGCAUAUGCUCGAUCCAGUGGCCGGUGCACAAGAAUCCAUCCAAUCCAAAAACAAAUUCUGUACCACCAUCUCUACUCCGCAUUCUGCAGGGCGUUCCGAGGGGGGAGGGGUCUGCUCACCGCCAUCCUUAGGUGCUGGAGAAAGACGACGGCCGGAGGAGCCGACGUGGGUGGGCUAUGGCUACGGGUGAUGGCGGGGCUGGGCACCGGCGUAGGGAAGGAGAAGAGAAGGUGGAAGGUGGAAGAGAUAAGAUGGGAAGAGAUGGGUGAAUUUAAACCAUCCUUUUUAGAUCCAAUGCCUCAGAAAUUAUUUUGAGUAAGGAGAGACUUUAUUUAUUCAAGUGACCAACAGGCACUCCCCACUAUGUCACCACCUCUACUUCACAUUCUGUAGGUAUGGUAAUAAUGUGAAAUUUACAUGUAACACCCUGCUAUUAACAGCAGGUGAUGCUUUUUUUUUGAAAUAAAGGGCGAUGCAAAUUUCGGAACGUGUUAGACAGUUCCUUCACACGGUCGUUGCAAGCUAAGGUUGAAGCUGUCUGUCAAGCUUGAGCUCACGGCUCACGUACUGGGUUUGCGCGUCCUGCAGCUUCCCCUGCAGGCACCUGCAUCUGCAGAGGUCUCGUAUAUAGCAGGCAGCUCUCACUCUCAGCCGACGAUACUUCUAGUAGUCAGAGUCACUAGCUAGCGAGGGGUGGGUGGUUUGCUCCUGCUCGGCGCUCUCUUCGCUUGCCACCUGCCAUCUACACCGCCGGCCACGAUGAUGGGAGGAGGGGCGCUGGUGCUGGAUCAGCGCAUGCCGGCGGACGACAAGGCCCCCCUCUUUGGCUUCGGGCCAGGCGAGUGCUUCCUCGGCGAGGGCGACCUCGUCAACCCGGCGCCGGCGCACGACGACAUGAUGAGCGGCUUCCCCGACGGCGACGAGAGCGACGACGACGUGGGCGGCAUCGAGGAGCUGGAGCGCCGCAUGUGGCGCGACCGCCUGCGCCUCAGGCGCCUCAAGGAGCAGCAGGGCGGCAAGGAGGCGGCGCCGCGGCAGGAGCAGGCGCGCCGCAAGAAGAUGUCCUGCGCGCAGGACGGCAUCCUCAAGUACAUGCUCAAGAUGAUGGAGGUCUGCAACGCGCAGGGCUUCGUCUACGGCAUCAUCCCGGAGAACGGCAAGCCCGUCACCGGCGCCUCCGACAACCUCCGAGCCUGGUGGAAGGACAAGGUCCGCUUCGACCGCAACGGCCCCGCGGCCGCCGCCAGGUACCAGGCCGACAACGCCGCGCCGGGCGGGGGCGCCGCCGCGGCGGCCGCGCCGCCAGGGCCGCACUCCCUGCACGAGCUGCAGGACACCACGCUGGGCUCGCUGCUCUCGGCGCUCAUGCAGCACUGCGACCCGCCGCAGCGCCGCUUCCCGCUCGACAAGGGCGUGCCGCCGCCGUGGUGGCCCGAGGCCGGCGUGCCCGGGGACCUGGGCCCGCCGCCGUACAAGAAGCCGCACGACCUCAAGAAGGCCUGGAAGGUGGCCGUGCUCACUGCCGUGAUCAAGCACAUGUCCCCCGACGUCGACAAGGUCCGACGCCUCGUGCGCCAGUCCAAGUGCUUGCAGGACAAGAUGACCGCCAGGGAGAUCGUCACCUGGCUCGCCGUGCUCAAGCAGGAGGAGGACCUGUACCUCAUGCAGCACCCGGGCGCCCUCCCCCCGCCGUCCUCCAACGCCGCCGUGCUCCCGUUCAGCACCAGUUCCGGCGAGUACGACGUGGACGGCGCCGACGACGGCGAAGAGACCGGCCGGAACCCGAAGCCGGCCUCCAACGCCGCACCCGCGUUCGUGGACCUUUCGUCGUCCAUGGAUGCUACGGCGGUGCUGAUAAAGGAGGAGACCGCCAAGCUCGAGUUCUUCCAGAAGAGGAGCGCGGCGGCCGGCGUGGAGCCGGAGCCGGAGCUGAUGCUGAGCAACAGCUUCCGCGCGUACACCUGCAGCAACGCGCCGUGCCCGCACAGCAGCAGCGUGCACGGGUUCCUCGACCGCGGCGAGCGCAACGCGCACCAGUACACCUGCAAGUUCAACACCCCCGCUGAUAGCAACAAGCUGGCACCGUCCGUCUUCCCGCCGGCAGGUCAGGGGGUCGACUUCGACUUGCCCGUCGACGGCCAGAGGUCGCUGGCCGAGCUGAUAGACAUGUACGAGGCCAACAUGGGCGCGCCCCGGAGGCUGAGCGGCAUCGACGACACGGCCGCCCCCGGCGGCGUGCAGGUGUCCGGCACAUUUCUGACGCCGUGGCUAUUUGGCGGCGCCACUGCCACCAACGGUGUGAUGCAGCAGCAGCAGCAGCAGCAGCAGAGCGCGGGGUUCUACGUCCGUGACGAUGCGCUGCCGUUCGGAGGCGACAUCGCCGCCGCGUCGCGGGAGUUGAGGUUCAGUUCAGGUCUGAACGUGCCAGGAAGCACCGCGCAUUACGGCGGUGCAUCGCAGCUGCAGCAACCGCACAAACCCGCGGGAUCCAAUUGGUUCUACUGAGUACUGACUGCUGCAUUAGAAACAUGGACAUGAUGGUGCUUGCUAGUUUCUUAUUAUGUAUGUCAUUAGAAUCCAAGAUCGUUCUGGGUUUUCAGUCUGCCUGUCCUGUAUAAGGUUUGGGUACUGAACUAGUGAUGAUGGAGCUGCAGACGGCUGAUGCCAUCCAGCCGUAUGCCCUUUCUUAGUGGGAACCUCCAUCCAUCUUGUUCAGCAGUUUGACUUGAAUAUCAUCAGUACAUGAUGAGUAAUGACGAGCUCAGCUUCAGGAAGCCAAGGCACUACUACCCCUGCUUAACCAAGCUAAGUUGGGGAUUUCAGAGCCAAGCUCCGGUUUGCGCCUCUUGGAAGAAGACUGGUUUUCCUUUGGAGCCGCUCCAACUCGCUCACAUCUUCGUCAGUGAGCUACCGUGAUAUAAAAAUGAAAUUCAUGUGCAGCAGCUCAAUGAUUGAUGAAGUAAUAGUUGUUUUCAAUAA
Molecule: messenger RNA, 3601 nt
Organism: Panicum virgatum (switchgrass)
Lineage: Eukaryota; Viridiplantae; Streptophyta; Magnoliopsida; Poales; Poaceae
Product: protein ETHYLENE-INSENSITIVE 3-like 2
Exons: 3
Coding region: 1382-3127 (581 amino acids)
Cellular component (GO): nucleus
Molecular function (GO): DNA binding; DNA-binding transcription factor activity
Source: RefSeq, a predicted model, not a curated record